AUGUCCGCACAGGAUCUCUCAACGGUGAUGUCAACUCCGGAAGCAAACGUAUCAGAGUUCACACCAUCCACCGGAAUGGUCGCCACACGAAGGAAACGUCCUAGGCCGACUGACUUGCAUACCGAAAUCGAGAGAGUGCAGCAGACUAGAACUGCUGUAGCAUGUGACGCUUGUAGAAUCAGCAAAACCCGCUGUGAUGCGACUCGUCCAAGCUGUGCUAAAUGCCAGAAGCGAGGCAGGCGUUGUUUGUACCCGGACAAAGACCCAUCAUCAGUAUUUGAGAUAUUGGGCGGGAAAAUUUUGAAAGCCAUUGAAGAUCAAGGUCAGCUCAUUGUGAACCUCUCGGCCCAAGGACGUCUGAGCAAUGACAAUACAAAUGUCCAUCCGCUUCGACCAACUGAUUUACAUGUCGACGAGACUGGUGAUGAGAUAGAAUCUCAUUCACGAAAAGAUGUCCUCUCGACUCCCAUCACAGCGUCGGACGAUAUUUUGAAAUGGAAUGUGUUCCCUGCCGACAAACCCAUCAGGACGCUCCCGGCCUCUGUUUUCUCUGCCAAAGUGAACCCAUAUUCCAAAGAAAUUUUACAUCCAUCUCCUGAACGCAUUCUUGAGUUACGCGACAUAUACUUGUCAAAGUUUGAGCCAUUGACGCCCUUCGUUGACAAUGAGACCUUCGAUGACUUAGUACUGGAAGUUUUGCGAGAUGGGCUGAAAGAUUCCGUUUCGUCAUGCUUUGUGCUCUCGAUUUUCGCGUUAGCUGCCAUCUGGGGCAACUAUCCUGAAGAUGAACGGCGUGCCAGUCUGACAACUGAAAACGGCAGCCCUACUCACACAGUAGCAGUGCCUGAGCAUCGUGUCAAAGAAUCGUCCAUUUAUUUUGCCAUGGCUCAAAGCCGGAUGUCUUACGCUUUGCAAGACGACUCUCUGCUUGGAGUUUCAUGUUACUGUCUCAUGGGUUCUUGGUACUGGUAUAACCUCGAACCAAUACAAGGGUGGAAGAUGUUCCGAACCGCGUCUAUGCUGUGGGAAACAUAUCACCAGAAACAAGCACUUGACGGUAGCGAAAGGUCGCAGCAAGAGCUAAGUCUUGAGCAGCGCAUAUUUUGGACGUGUAUGAAGGCAGAAUGUGAAAUGCGAUAUGAACUUCCACAUUUACCUCUCUGCACCCUUCAGGACUCGCAGUUUUCAUUCCAGCUGCCUAGCUUUCCGUCUGAGACCCCGACAUCGCGGUUAUUUGUUUGCCAUGCCCGAGACAGGCGUAACUACGCACCGACGGCCUUUUAUUACUUUCUUGCUGAGAUAUCACUACGGCGACUACUCAACCGUGCCCGAAACGCUGCGACUAAGCUCUCGCCAAAUCUUGAUUCAUUCGGGGCAAGGAUGGUCGCAGAAAAAUUCACGCAGCUGGAAGAACAACUCCAGAGGUGGCUAGAAUGCUUACCCCCUUGUCUCUAUUUCAACCUUCCUCCCGAUUCACCCCCUUCUGAAUCCGAGCCCGAGCUAGUCAAACUGAUGCGAGAGCGAUAUGUUGAAGUUAGAGAGCUACUUUGCCGAGCAUUCUUGUAUAUCUGCAUUCAUGACCAUGCAACGCAGCUGACAAUUCCCCAAAGGCGUCUUUACGGCGCAAAAGCUUCCCUCGGUCUCCGGUUGAAUGCUUAUCGCAUUGAGACAGAAAAGCCGUUCUAUCGUCACUGUGGCUCGUGGAUCGCAUGUCGUGUGCGUUUCAAUCACGCUCUAUGCCUACUCGCUGCGGCUCGAGCAAAGAAUCUUGACACAGAAUCGACAAAAUUUAUCGAGAUACCGAUCAAUUGGCAAGACUAUGUGAUCAAGGUCAAAGAUCGCCUGGAUACGUGGUCGGAUCAAGGAGGGGGCAUUGAGCAGUUGUCAGUCACGCUCUCAUGGCUUGCUAGCCAGUCGUUCUAG
Molecule: messenger RNA, 1923 nt
Organism: Clonostachys byssicola
Lineage: Eukaryota; Fungi; Ascomycota; Sordariomycetes; Hypocreales; Bionectriaceae
Source: the annotation of a GenBank genome assembly